GGGGGUAGCAGGGGAAGGACACUGAAGACAGGUCUCCCCACAGAGCUCCCGCAGCCACACUUGCAGCCUUGACUGGCCGUCCAGAACCUACUCCCACCUCCAGCCCCAGCUGAACGUGCACUGCUGUGAUGGGCUCUGAGCUAGAGACGGCAAUGGAGACCCUCAUCAACGUGUUCCACACCCACUCGGGCAAGGAGGGGGACAAGUACAAGCUGAGCAAGAAGGAGCUGAAAGAGCUGCUGCAGACUGAGCUCUCCGGCUUCCUGGACGCGCAGAAGGACGCAGAUGCUGUGGACAAGGUGAUGAAAGAGCUAGACGAGAAUGGAGAUGGGGAGGUGGACUUCCAGGAGUAUGUGGUGCUGGUUGCUGCUCUGACAGUGGCCUGUAACAACUUCUUCUGGGAGAACAGUUGAGCAGACAACCCCAGUGGGAAGCGCCCUUCCCCACCCUGCCAGACCUACCUCUUCACCCUGCUUCCACCUCACCCCACUUAUCCCUCCUCCCCCCACAUCCACCAAGGGCGCAAGAGUAGCAGUCCAGGCCUGCAUCUCAUCUUUCAUUAAAGGCUACUCUCUCACCGGCCA
Microcebus murinus (gray mouse lemur) is the source of this 584-nucleotide messenger RNA. RefSeq names its product S100 calcium binding protein A1 (gene S100A1). The record is from RefSeq and is a predicted model, not a curated record. Gene Ontology annotation, biological process: regulation of heart contraction. Lineage: Eukaryota; Metazoa; Chordata; Mammalia; Primates; Cheirogaleidae. Gene Ontology annotation, molecular function: calcium-dependent protein binding; calcium ion binding; S100 protein binding. Gene Ontology annotation, cellular component: sarcoplasmic reticulum; cytoplasm.